Messenger RNA from Amoebophrya sp. A25, 2753 nucleotides. Lineage: Eukaryota; Dinophyceae; Syndiniales; Amoebophryaceae. The record is from the annotation of a GenBank genome assembly.
GCAAGAAAGGUGCUGCACCUGACCAGAAGGAUAAAGUCGGCAAGGUGAGCGGGGAUAAUAUCGAGGAUAUUGCGGAAGCACUUGAGAAAAUAAUCUUUUCGUCCACUACAGAUGAAGAGCUAUCAGCUGAAGAUGCAGACCGCCUCAUUGGAGGACUUAUUCCUAAGGCAGUGGAAAUACAAGAGAAAAAUUAGUCAGACAGUGCAGAAGUUCUUGUUAGACAGUGUAAAUACAAGAGAAAGAUUAACAUUUGUAGUCAGAUUUAAAAUAGUUUCUUGAAUUCUAAGGCCAAUGAGAUUGUAGUCAGACUAUUCAACAUCUAUGUGAAAGAAAAUGUUAGCGUUCUCUUAUGCUAAUUAUGCUAAUCAGUCAAUGAUCAAUCCAGAGGUAGCGACUUAUUUACUACAUGUAGUUUGCCAGGCUUUCGUCCAUCAGAAAAAGCUCAAGUGGAGAACUAUCCAAAUCAAAGAGCCUUGCCAACUGGAACCAACUAAAUCCCACCUGUCGUGAACAAAAUCCAUUCUACUUAUCCUAUCCUAAUUCCUAAGGACGUACGUCUAAUGUAUAGGCAGGGGCAGCCGAGGAGAUUAGUCAGGAGAAGUCGUUGCUUGUAUGGGGUGACCACGAAGACGAGGGUGGUAAGGAUGGCAAGGAUCAAGGUUCUUCUUUUAAGGCUACCGCUGAAGCAUCGUCAACGCCAUCCUUGGUCUCUUUUUCAAGGGGAAAAACCAUCGAUCCUUGGUUUCUUUUUCAAGGGGAAAAAAGAGAUGACUCUCAAGAAGGAUAUAACUCUCAAGGAAGACACCGAUGCGACGGGGUACCUCUAAUUCUUCUGCGCCAGGAGAAGUUGAUGACUCGUCCGCCAAUCUAGUCCUCCAUGGCAGAGUUUUUUCUCGUACAGGUUUCCUUGGGCCUGUUGUUGACGUGAUGAAUAGCCGAUCGGCUUCGGCUGUACACAGCUUGUCUGCACUUGUUUUAAGGACGAAUAAUGACUACAGCAUUUGGCGUGUCCAUGUCCUAUAUUAGAAUCCACUAGUAUAAUCCGUAUAUUAUUACAACGACUUACUACACUUAUCUAGUCCACUGAUCGUCGUCAUCAUCAUCCUCAUCAUCAUCAUCGUCAUCAUCAUCAUCAUCAUCAUCGUCAUCAUUUGUAGCGCACCGUAGCGAAGCCGUAGAGAAGUUGUAGCGCACCAGCCACCACCGAAUACAACUAGUACUACUCUAGUGAUGGUUAAGCGUGACUCGGCCAGCACACUCAGCCACUGAGUGGGGCACCUACUAGCACUACUACAUACUACUACUACUACUUUCAUGGUUGGGUCCCGUUGAGUGUGGCACCUCCUCCAACUACUACAUACUAGGCUCUAAUGUUUGAUAAAGAUCCCCAGCUGAACGUGACAUGGUUUGGCGGUAUGCGGUUGGGUGACGACGACAAAAACUUAAGGCUCCGUUCCGCUUUGUUAUUAGCUUAAAUACCUUGUGUGAGGUGCACUCUCUUGCCGAAGAACCAAGACGUCCUUACGGCAGUCUGCACUGUAUUUGGUGUGAGAUUCAUUGAAUUGCACUCGCACUCUCUGGCGUCAGUCCCUACUGCAAAAUGAGGAAGAGCAAGAUUAUAGAGAUGAGCAGCUUAGAUGAAUAUGAAUUGAAUUUACCGCAGAUCGUGCUCCUGGAGCGUGUGAAAGUAUGAAAUGUUGUAUGCCUUCUCUUGGUCGUAUAGCUCGGUGUGAAGGAUCCUACCUAGCUGUGAGCUCUAAAAAAAGAUGAAGACCGAUAUGGAAAAGCCGCAGAGGAUAGACACAACCAGACAUGGCACGCAGGUGACCCUAUCACGGACGACACGGGACGCGAUAUGAAAGGUGAAGACUUCGAGCAAUACUUGGUUACGGCCUACUCCUCCAGAUUUAGAUUCGAACUUUAGACGCUAAGAAUUCACCAACUCAAAAUUUAGAGAAUUUACUAGCCCUGCUCCAUCUACUCGAAAUCCUACUACUCCUAUCUAUGUAGAAGACCAUAGUUUGCAUGGACCUACCAGUGCUCAUGAGAAGCUUGAAGAUCAUUCAAGUAUGUUGUUGAUCAAAAUGGUCUACAAUCAAAUGGUCCACUGACUCAGACCGGCGAGAAGUCAACAACAACAAGUGGUUUACUGACAGGCUUGAUUCAUCAACUAUGAUCUGAUCUAAUUCAGAGCGAGAAGCGGCAAAGCAGACGCAUGCAGUCAGUUAUCUGGGUGGUUCCUCGUUACUGGAUCACAGUGAGUUGGAAGAGAGCAUCCACGAAGCCGAACGCCUCCUCAUCGAUACUCGGCUGAAUACUUUAUGCAGGCAGAAGUAUGACUUCCAGUAUCUUGCUCGGUCACACAACUCACAGCUCAACCUCAAUCUCAUUUAGGACUCCUGUCUGAUUGGCGAUUUGUCCGAUUGGCGAUUUGAGCUUUGUCGGGAAUAACUGCACAGUUGAUGGCUUAGUGGUUUAGGCGUUGGCCUGUUCACUUAUCAGACAAAACUGCCCUGAUUCUGCUCCUUAAGUAUCUUGCUCUUGGGACUUGGUCUUCUUCGGUUUCAGAUCAUUGAUUAGCCUCAUUAAGUAUUUUUUACAUGUAGCGAGUGCGAGGACCCGUUCCCAUCAUCUGCGGCCACGGGCGUUCGUCGGAGAGUAGAGAGCUGCUCUAAUGUGAGAAUACAACACGUUUCGACUAUUGGCCACAGACACAGCGAUUUUGAUAUGGACCCGUGAGUGGUUCGUGGUGU